GCGGCUCCGCCACCGCGGGCUUGCCGUAGCAGCGCGCAUCUUCGGCGCGCGGAUUGUUUUGAGUUCGCAGUGCAACUCGAAGGGAUUGCUUCUGUAACAACCUUUUCCCGCACGAGAUGGCUUUGUCGUUGACUAGAGAGCCGCGGAAAAAUGCCGGCAACAAGAUGUCCAAACUGCUGGACGCGGAGGAGGACGACGAUUUCUACAAAACAACCUACGGCGGAUUCAAUGACGAAUCCGGUGAUGAUGAGUUCAAGUCGGACGUGUCGGCCAGUGAGGAUGAGGUGGAUUCAGAUUUUGAUAUUGAUGAGGGUGAUGAACCGGCUAGUGACCAUGAAGAGGAUGAUGCCCCAAAGAAAAAGAGACGUGUUGUUACAAAGGCAUACAAGGAGCCCGUAAAAGUAAACAAGCCAACCAGUAAAUCAAAAACAAGGAAGUCAAGCGAUGAUGUGGAAUGGAUGCCAGCUUCUCCUGAAGACAAAAGAGACUUAUCAGAAUUGCAUAGCGAUUUCAGUGGAAGCACAGCGCGGAAGGCGAUGAGGCACUCGACAGCUGAGUGCACAAGACAGACGUACUUGCGAGUGAAGGAACGAGAGGAGCUGCCCAAGCGCCAACGGAAGAGGCAAUAUGAAGAGAGUGGCCGAGUGAGCCAGCAACAGCUGCUGGCCGAGGCCAAGAUCACCGAGGAGCUCAACCUGCGCUCCCUGGAAAACUAUGAGCGACUGGAAGCAGAUAAGAAGAAACAGGUUUUGAAGAAGCACCACUACACGGGGCCAGUGAUCCGUUACCACUCGCUUACAAUGCCACUCAUCACUGAGCUCCCCAUCAAGGAGGAGAAUGUAGAUGUGGAAGGGUUGGACCAGGAGUCGCAGCCAACAGCGGAAUCUGCACAGGUUACAAGCUCCGGAAAAUGCUCCCGAAACUUUAUCACGUUCACAGAUGAAGAGACAUUCAAUCAAAUUUUCGCGAAGCCCAAGGUGCCCCUGCGUGUGCCUGUACGGGAGAUUUGUCCUGUCACUCACAAACCAGCACUCUACCGAGAUCCCAUCACAGACAUUCCCUAUGCAAACCCGCGCGCGUUUAAGAUAAUUCGCGAGGCAUACCGUACGUAUGUGGCAACACACGGGAUGCCAGCCUCAUCGUCACAGUCUGGAGCAGGCACUACUGCUGCAAGCACUGCCACCUCCAGUCCUGCAACAUCAGCCCAGUCGACGGACAGCGGCAUACGUGCCAAGAGCAAGCCCAGCAGCAAGCCGUCUGUGUAGACUGCACUUUCAAUAAGAAGCCUCAUCAGUUGCUGCGACACUCCUCUCGCCCCAUCUCCCUGCAUAUUGUGGGUGACAAAUAAGAUAGUGGAUCUGAGGAAGCAACGAUUAUGUGUACUAUUUGGCCGGUUGCAAUCAACUUGCCAUCGGUUGGACUUGAAGCCAAUUGCUAAAUACAAAAUGUAAAUCGUGUCUGCAAAUGGAAAUGUGUACGUGUUUCGAUAGAUUUGCCAUUGCCAAAUUUGACAAGCCAAUCAUCCGCAUCGCAGUUUGUGUAUUCGUGCAAACCUUUGAAAGCAUUGUUUUAGCUCUGGGUAAAUAAUGCAAUUUUUUAUGGGGUAUUUGAAUGAAAGCUUCCUUUGUAAAUAAACAUUUUGGCCACUUGUA
This is a messenger RNA of Petromyzon marinus (sea lamprey), 1652 nucleotides long. It is a transcript of the gene VPS72, whose product is annotated as vacuolar protein sorting 72 homolog. NCBI's taxonomy places the organism in Eukaryota, Metazoa, Chordata, Hyperoartia, Petromyzontiformes, Petromyzontidae. Gene Ontology annotation, cellular component: nucleus. The record is from RefSeq and is a predicted model, not a curated record.